Molecule: messenger RNA, 2793 nt
Organism: Fukomys damarensis (Damara mole-rat)
Lineage: Eukaryota; Metazoa; Chordata; Mammalia; Rodentia; Bathyergidae
Gene: Tmem178a
Product: transmembrane protein 178A
Exons: 3
Coding region: 16-549 (177 amino acids)
Biological process (GO): negative regulation of osteoclast differentiation; regulation of cytosolic calcium ion concentration
Cellular component (GO): endoplasmic reticulum membrane
Source: RefSeq, a predicted model, not a curated record
AGAGUUCCAUUACAAAUGAACAGACUAGUAAAUCUCAUUUUGUAUUUCCUUCAAGGUAUUGCGCAGCGAUGCACAGCCAUCAAGUACCACUUUUCUCAGCCAAUCCGCUUGCGAAACAUUCCUUUCAAUUUAACCAAGACAAUUCAGCAGGAUGAAUGGCACCUGCUUCAUUUGAGAAGAAUCACUGCUGGCUUCCUGGGCAUGGCGGUGGCCGUCCUGCUGUGCGGCUGCAUCGUGGCCACUGUCAGCUUCUUCUGGGAGGAAAGUCUGACCCAGCAUGUGGCCGGCCUCCUGUUCCUCAUGACAGGGAUCUUUUGCACCAUUUCCCUCUGCACGUAUGCUGCCAGUGUCUCUUACGAUUUGAACCGGCUCCCGAAGCUAAUUUAUAGCCUGCCUGAUGAUGUGGAACAUGGCUACAGCUGGUCUAUCUUCUGCGCCUGGUGCAGUUUAGGUUUUAUCGUGGCAGCUGGAGGUCUCUGCAUCGCUUAUCCGUUUAUUAGCCGGACCAAGAUUGCACAUCUAAAGUCUGCCAGGGACUCCACGGUAUGACUGUCAGCACUCAGAGCCCGGGAUGGUGUGGGCAACUCCUAGCGGGAGAGGAGCGGAGUUCACAUCAGGAUUCCAAGCACAAAGUCGUCUUUUUACAUUCCAACCUGUUGCCUGCAGCCCUUUCUGGAUGACUGAUUGAAAAUCAUGCAAAACUUCCUGACCUUUCUAAGGACAAGAUUACUGUGGAUUCAAGUGCUUUAAUGACUCUUUAUGCUUUGACUGUGAGAAAUAGGGAACAGUGUGCCAUGGAACACUUCUAGGCGUAGAAGAAGAACUACGAUGGAAAAAUUUGUAUCGUUUCCAUUUAUUUCAGAAAGUUUGUAUAUAACAAUUACCUGAGAGUCAUUUCUAUUUGCAAAGGAUUCAUAACAAAGCGAGUAUAAUUUUCUUGUUACUGUUCCAUGCUCGUUAAAGUUUAAUGCAGCAUCUUCAGAACUUGUCCUCAUGGUGUCUUGUGUCAGCACACAAUAUUUGCGCAUUAUUUGUGGAUGUUCUUUGUCACAGGGGGAUUCUUCUUCUGUUGCCUUAUUAUUACUUUUUAAUUGAAGUCUCUUCUCUGUCUUUGUGCUGGGAUCAGAAUCAUGAGGAAAACAGAUCAACCGUGUAAGAGCUAAUCCGUGACACUAUGCAGUCUUGUUUGAAGUCCUAUCUGUUGUUCAACCUCUGUCUCUUUAUGUGAACUGGAUUUCUGCAUUAAAUGACUGCCCCCUUGUUAAUGCAGGUGUGCUUUUCUCUGUCAUUUAGCUUGUUCAAUGAGUCUCCCUAGACAAAGCACAGAUGAGAACUCCAUUGUUUUAAUAAGACUCAUAUUAAACCUAAUUGCCUGUUUCAAUUAGGUUGGUCUUUAUUAAUCUUUUGUAGCAGUCACAUGCUUGCAAUUGACAAAAGCUGUUAUUCCAAAUUUCCUUUUAAACCUAACUGUGAUAUUUAAAUCUUAUCCCUUUCCUUUGCCAUCUGCUUGGUAUUUAUCCAGUGAUAGGGAGACAUGGGCCCUCGCCUUGUUCUGGGCCAGUGACUUUCAACUUUAGCUAUACAUGAGAAUCACUUAGCAAAUUCUUCAACUGUCCCCAGACUGAGUCCCAGUCAGACCAAUUAACUCAACGUCCACAGUUGGACCCAGGCCUGAUUUUCUUUUGUUUGUUUUUUUAACCAUCCCAGAUAAUUCUGAAGUGCAGCUGGAGAACCACUGUUUGGAGCCAGAAUUGUACUGACCUCCUUAGCUACUAAGCUAUUAACUUAUCUAGCUCUUACUAUGUGCCAGUAACUGGGUUGUUUUUAUUUUUUCUGGAUAUCUUUUCACUUAAUUCUCUCAAAAGCUCAAUGAAGUAGUUGCUAUUCUCUGCCAGCUCAGGAUCAGACUCCAAACAUUUGUGUUUUUCCCUCAAUCCCUUUCUUAUUUGUAGGUAUAGAACAGAAAUUAAAGGCCUUCCAUAUACUGUAUUUUCUUAUCUUUCAAUGGAGGAUUAGGCAUUAGCUAACUGCUAAGCCCUUCCUUUGAACUCUAACAUUAUUCCUUCUCUAUGUGGGUAUGUAUGAUAAAAAUGUUUUGUAAAAUAGGGGAAGAUGCCAUAUCCUGAAUAAGAUGCUGUUUCAGACUUGACUUUCACAAAAAGGUACUAUUCUUUUGUUCUUUAUAUUUAAAAAAAAAAAGCUUCUUUAGUACUCAGACAAGGAAAAUACCACCCGGGCAGAAUAAAGUCAGAUUUCCAAGUGAUAGGGUCCACAUUUUGUCACGGAAACUGUUCCGAAGAGGCUGGAUGACAUUCGGGCCCUGUGUCUCUGGGCACAACUGAAGCUCAUAAACAUAUUCCUGACAGUCUCUCUAAUAAACCGGUCCCUCUGGAUGAGAUCAGAGACAUAUGGAAAGAGGCAAUUAUUUCCAUUUAUUACUUAUGUGGGAAAUCCUCAAAGCAGGAGCACUCUUCCUUUGAACUCCUUUUUUUUUUUUUUUUAAAUAAAGAUCUCCACAGAAGAUGUCAGGACUCUUGAACAUUUAUAUUCCACCCACCAAAGCAGCGUCUGUGUGAGUCAGUAUUGAAGUUUCAGAGAGCCUUUCUAGGGGUUUGAGGUGAGAAUAGAAGAAAGCUUUGCAGUGGCAGAAGGUGAAAAGGUUCACGCACCAGAAGGGUUUGCCCAGAAGCAAGAAUUUACUUAGGAUUCAAACGUGUGCUGGCAAGAACUGGGCCUCCCUGCCUUCCAGUCGCCGCAGGCUCAGGACAUGGAGCCACAUGCCUGGCCACGGUC